Racocetra fulgida is the source of this 187-nucleotide messenger RNA. The record is from the annotation of a GenBank genome assembly. Lineage: Eukaryota; Fungi; Glomeromycota; Glomeromycetes; Diversisporales; Gigasporaceae.
AUGGAAGGUAUCCAACCAUUAGUAUUAGAUUCAUCAUCUAGCAAUGAAAAUUAUGAGAAAAGACUUGAAGAUUUAGAAAGUCUCACAUUACCACAAAGAGUUAAACGUUUGGAAAAAUUUAAUCUAUUUCUUGAAGAUUAUAUUGUUAAUGCACGAUUAUUAUACACUAUAAACAAAAAUGACUAUA